Molecule: messenger RNA, 936 nt
Organism: Balaenoptera acutorostrata (minke whale)
Lineage: Eukaryota; Metazoa; Chordata; Mammalia; Artiodactyla; Balaenopteridae
Product: NUT family member 2G-like
Exons: 2
Coding region: 118-807 (229 amino acids)
Source: RefSeq, a predicted model, not a curated record
UCUCUGGGUCCUGGUCUUGACUUUUCUCAUUGAGGCUACCAGGCAGCAGUAGUCCGUGCCCAAGCCUGCAGGACGGCUUCAGAAGGAGCAUGUCCAGUGCUGGGAACGGAUGUGACCAUGAACCCUGGUGCCUCCUUGUCUACUUUCACGGCAGUGCCCUUCCCUCCACCCAUUCCUGGCGCCCAGCACCGGCCACCCUGGCAGCAGCACCUGCCACGUCCCAUCACCCCAGCAUUCCCUCCUGGCAGCAGCCUGCUGCUGCCAGCUUUCCCCAGGACGCCUAUGGUGGCUAAUGGUGGCCUUGGCCCCAGUGCCCCUGGGGCUUGCAACCUCACUGUCCAAGUCAGGUCACAAGGGAGGACAGUGGAGGCCCCCCAGACUCAGACCUCUGUCGUUACUCAGGCCCCCCUCAACUGGAGCGCUCCAGGGGCCCUCAGCAGGAGUGCUGCAUGUCCUGCACCCGAAUUCAUAGCAACCCCUGUGAUGGGGACCGUUGUGACUGCUUCAGCUGUUGGAGUUAGUCAGGCUGGCAAGGGAGGCUGGACCCCAGGCUUUCCUCCUCAAGCUCCACCACCAGCUGCCCAGCUGGCCCCUAUCAUUCGCCCAGUGAACUCUGGGCCAUGGCCACAUGACACUUCCAGGGAGGGCCGCCUGGCCACCAACCAGUCCAACGCCUCGCAGGAUGGCUCCUCUAACACCCAGAGAGAGUACAGUAACUUCCGACGUUGGCAGCACAUCAAGCCCCUGGCCCGGAGACACUUUCACCUGAGUCCUGAUGCAGAAGCUUUUUCCUGCUUUCUCAUGUGAGUGAACGCUCAGCGGGUCCUGAGCUUAUGGGAGCUUUUAGAUAAAGAGGAACUGGGGAUGGACUCGCACGUUAGGUUUCUAGGGCUACUGGAAGGAAGGUGUGAGGGCGAUGUCCAUGCUAUGAGAAGG